Molecule: messenger RNA, 354 nt
Organism: Emiliania huxleyi CCMP1516
Lineage: Eukaryota; Haptophyta; Isochrysidales; Noelaerhabdaceae
Exons: 1
Coding region: 1-354 (117 amino acids)
Source: RefSeq, a predicted model, not a curated record
AUGGCGAGCAAGGACACCGAGAAGGUGAGCGAGGACCCCGAGAAGGUGAUUGCAUCGCUGCUCGAUGAGCUCGUGGCCGAGGUGGCGGAAGUUCGCGACGAGGUGGAUGAGGGUGAGCUUCAGGAGGAGCUGGAGAAGCUGUUCAUUGCGCGUUGCGGCUCGCCUUUGCUCGAGGACACGGGCACACGCGAGGCCCUCGAGCUCGAGCUGCGCGCAGAGGGCUACGGCGCGGCGCGCGGCGACGACGGGCCGCAAGUCUAUGGCAUGCCGUUCAACGAGCUGCGGCGGCGCAUGGCCGACGGUGUGAGGGCGCGCGGCCGGGCGAGGCGCAGAUGGCGUGGGAUCAGCGCGUGA